GGGGCCCGGGAGCAGGGCAGGGGGAGGUCUUGGGCCUACGCCAGCACUGUGAGGCCUACCCCAGUGCUCUGAGGCCUAUCCCGGCACCCCGAGGCCUAUCCUGAGGCCUAUUCCCGCACCUUAAGGCCUAUCCUGAGGCCUAUCCCUGCACUCAUAGGCCUACCCUGAGGCCUAUCCCGAGGCCUAUCCCUGCACCCUGAGGCCUAUCCCGAGGCCUAUCCCUGCACCCUGAGGCCUAUCCCGAGGCCUAUCCCUGCACCCUGAGGCCUAUCCCGAGGCCUAUCCCUGCACUCCCAGGCCUAUCCCAAGGCCUAUUCCAGCGCUGCAUGCCCUUAUCCCUAUCAGACACUACCACCUUAGGAGCACAAACCCUCACAGCACAACGGGAGGAGGACAGCCUGCUGGGCCAGCGCUGCUUUUAUUUGGAAAGGAUUGAAGCAGCCCAGAGCUCAGCUCUGUUCCCUGAUGAACUUUAACAGCCGCUUGGUGCAGCACGGGGCUGCUCCAACCCUUUGGGCACUGCGGUUUCGGUGUGUCCUCUAUGGGGUGGUUGGGGCAGGGGGAAAUCUUCUGUGGUAAAGGGGGUGGGGGGGUGGGGAAAGGGACGUGGAGCUGCACUUGGGGCUCUUAUCACUGGGGGAAGGUGGGAAAUGGGCCGCAUCCGUCCUAGCUCUGAGCUGCAGCCGCCUCUGGCAUGGGUGAGCUGUGGGCCUGGAGAGAAGCGACAUGCGUUUGCAUGAUGAUGUGUUUUUGUAAAAAUGUGUUUUUUAAAUUAGAUCAUCGAGAAAGAAUGUCUGUCUCGGGCCUGCUCUCUUGCUCCAUGGAUGCUCCUGACCUUGGGGCUGAAGAACUCAGGGCUGCAGCUCUGGAGGGGACAGGCAGUGAAGCAAGAGCCCACAGUUCUGGGGGAGCACAGGGCUGAGCCCUGGGGCUUUGAGCAAGGGACAGCGGGGCUGGAGGGAGCACUGGGACCCUGUGCUCCGAGGGGGGUGGUUCCGGGACCCCUCCUGGCACAGGGACCUGUGGCCCAGUUGCUCCAGCCCCAGCGCUGCCUUGAGCUGAGGGGAGCCUCUGCGCUUCCCAGUGUCUCAGUGAGGGGGAAGGGAAGGUGGCUGGAAUCGCGUGGAAAAAGUGACGUUGUGUGCCUGCAGCUCCCUCUGCUUCUCCGGGUGCCAGAGCUGGGGGAGGCGCAGAGCUGCCCGCAGCCCUCCCACUGAAAAAGGGGAGUGGUGGGGGUGGGCAGUGGCCCCCACCUCCAGCAUGGGGCUGCUCUGCUUGGAGCCAGGAAGGGAUGGGGGCUCACAGCUGUGUCUGAUGUGGGGCAGGAACAGCCAUGUCCCACCUCCCUGGCUGUCCCGCUGCGUCUUGCAGAGCUCUUGUGGCAUGGGAGAGGCUGGGCAGACGGUGCCUGGGCACACUGGGGCUCUGUGCUGUACCCAGGGCUGGCAGAUGAGGCCCAGGAGCAGCAGGGUCCCCCUUUGCACAGCUGGGUCCCUCCUGGCUGGGCACAGCAGACACUGCAUGUGCCCCAGGCUCGCUGUUGGUGCUCUUACAGUGUGGGUUGCUCCAGUCUAGACAAGCCCUGACCAAAACCGCCUCCUGCAUGGAGGGAACUCCCUCUCUGCAUGCUGCUCUUCUUUCCAUCGGAGAACUUUCCUCCCUGGUCCCUCAGCCACAUCCCUUCUCCUGUCCCUGCCCUCUGCGCUGCUCCUUCCUUAUCUGAUGUUACAAAACAAUGUAGUGGAGCUGCUAAGGGCCAGAGGGCAGGGCAUCUUGGCUGCAGUUUGCAAGCAAAGGCAUUGGGGAAAUGCAGCGCAGUCCAGCAUGGGCACUUGGCUCUGGGUCUGUGAUCAGCUUCAGGGUGGGAGCGCAGAGGGCAGCAGUAGCCAAGGGCCGUGGUGCUCAGUCUCAGCUCCUGGCAUUGCCUCGACAGCUCUGCACAGCCAGGAACGUGCCUGCUCCCUUCCCUUGAGAUCUGAUUUCGCCCCUUGGAUGCAUCUCUGGAAAAACCAGCUGGGCCACAAUGCAGCAGUGUGCGGCUCAGCGUGGAGGGCAGGGCUGGGCUGGAGCACGGGGAGCUCACUGCGUCCCUGCCUGCGGCUCUGGCUCAGCACACAGCCGAAGCCCCUGGUACCCUGCCGUGGGAGAGAGCUCCACAGCCACAUCUGGGUGUGGUGAGGGGCUGGGGCUGUCGGCAGCCUCCCCACAGUCUAAGGAAGGAGUGGGGAUGCCAAUGGGGCACUGUCCAUGCACUGCGCUUCGGAACCAGAGACACCAGCCAGGUGCUGGGGAAGAUGGAGCAGUGGAUGGGCGCUGUCUCCGCAGAUUGACACAUCCUCCUGGCGGCCCGGCUCCCUCCGCCAAUAGGAAGCCAACCCCGCGAGCCCCACGUGGGGCCGGGCCGCCGGCGCGCGUUCCUAUUGGCCAACCGCCUCCGAGAGCGCCCGCACGGGCCAGGCCCCACGUGGAGCCGCGCUCCUUCAUUGAUCGCUCUCCGCAAAGCGGCGGCCGCGGGGGGGGGGGGGGGGUGGGGGGGGCGGCGGUGCCCGGCGGGGGCUUCGGCGCCGUUCGGCUCCGCUCGGCUCCGCUCGGCUCUGUUCGGCUCCGCUCGGCUCGGGGCGCGGGGCUCGGCCCGGGGUUCGGGGCUCGGCGCGGCUCGGCUCAGCCCGGUUCGGCUCCGCUCAGCCCCGCGCGGCUCCGCUCGGCUCAGUUCGGCUCCGCUCGGCUCAGUUCGGCUCUAUUCGGCCCAGCUCGGCUCGGGACCCCCCCCCCCCCCUCCCCCAAAAGGACCGGGCCCAGCAGCGCGGGGCUGAGCCGGAGCUGGAGCGCAUCCCCGGGUCCCGAUCCGCGGUGAGGAGAGGAGCGGGGGGGGGGGCCCGGGUCCGCCCGGUGCCGGCGAUGUUCCCCCAAAAUCGGCCGCCGGGCCACCUCCCGGCCCCCUCGGCCCCCUCAGGCCCCACCACCCCACAGUCCCUCAAGCUGACGUACCCCGAGACCUUGGACCGCAUCAAGGAGGAGUUCCAGUUCCUGCAGAACCAAUAUCACAGCCUGAAGUUGGAAUGUGAGAAGCUGGCGACGGAGAAAACCGAAAUCCAGCGGCACUACGUGAUGUACUAUGAGAUGUCCUACGGGCUGAACAUUGAGAUGCACAAACAGACGGAGAUCGCCAAGCGGCUGAACGUGAUCUGCGCGCAGCUCAUCCCGUUCCUAUCGCAGGAGCACCAGCAGCAGGUGGUCCAGGCGGUGGAGCGUGCCAAGCAGGUGACUAUGAGCGACCUGAACGCGGCCAUCGGGCACCAGCUCCAAACGCAGCACCUCUCGCACCACGCGCCCCCCAUCCCGCUGACCCCCCACCCCUCUGGGAUGCAGCCCCCCACCCUGGCCGGGCUGGGCAGUGCUUCAGGGCUGCUGGCUCUCUCGGGGGUGCUGGGGGGAGCCCAGCUCCUCACCAAGGAUGACCGCGGGGUCCACGACGCCGAGCACAGGGAACGAGACCCGGGUCCCAGCUCUCUGGUGCUGCCCAACGGGGACCGGGCACGAGCCAUCUCUGAGUACCUGAGCAGCAGCAAAAAGAGGAAGGUGGAGGAGAAGGACUUUGUGACAGACUAUGGCAGCGAUGCGGACAAAAGCGAAGACAACCUGGUGGUGGAUGAGGACCCCUCAUCCCCACACAGUGUCCAUUCCUACUCCUCCCGUGAGAACGGGCUGGAGAAGCUGCCGCUGGGACGGAAGGAGCCCGCGCCGCUCAGCCCCACCUCCAUGGCCUCCUCCAGCAGCGCGUCCCCAUCGCGCAGCAAGGAUGCACCCACGGUGGAGAAGGCGGGGACACCCAGCCUCAAGUCCAGCACCCCCACAUCUCAGGGCGAUGCCGCGGUGCCGGGAUCCAGCGGCGCCCCACAGUUCCGCCCCACUGCUGCCAAAGGCCCCGUGGACUCCCUGGCCCUGGGCCUGAGGACCCCGCUGGGCGUGCAGAGCCCCUACUCCUUCAGCAUGGCUCACCCCGCUGUCAAUGGGGACGUGGCUGGGGCGGGCGCCUACGCCAGCCUGCACCUCGUGUCCCCGCAGCUCAACGGCACCGCGGCCACCGGCAGCUACGGGCGGUCCCCGCUGGUGGGCUACGACCCUCACCCACACAUGCGCGUGGCGGGGCUGGCGGCUGGCAUGCAAGUGGGGACGUCGGGGAAACCCGCCUACUCCUUCCACGUCAGCGCCGACGGGCAGAUGCAGCCGGUGCCGUUCCCCCCCGACGCCCUCCUGGGCUCCGGCAUCCCCCGGCACGCGCGGCAGCUGCACAGCCUGGCCCACGGCGAGGUGGUCUGCGCCGUCACCAUCAGCAACUCCACGCGCCACGUCUACACCGGGGGCAAAGGCUGCGUGAAGGUGUGGGACGUGGGGCAGCCGGGCACCAAGACGGCCGUGGCCCAGCUGGACUGCUUGAACCGCGACAACUACAUCCGCUCCUGCAAGCUGCUCCCCGACGGCCGCAGCCUGAUCGUGGGGGGGGAGGCCAGCACCCUGUCCAUCUGGGACCUGGCGGCCCCCACGCCCCGCAUCAAGGCCGAGCUCACCUCCUCCGCCCCCGCCUGCUACGCCCUGGCCAUCAGCCCCGACGCCAAAGUCUGCUUCUCCUGCUGCAGCGACGGCAACAUCGUGGUGUGGGACCUGCAGAACCAGAGCCUGGUCCGGCAGUUCCAAGGCCACACGGACGGCGCCAGCUGCAUCGACAUCUCCAACGAUGGCACCAAGCUGUGGACGGGGGGGUUGGACAACACGGUGCGCUGCUGGGACCUGCGGGAGGGGCGGCAGCUGCAGCAGCACGACUUCAGCUCCCAGAUCUUCUCCCUGGGGCACUGCCCGACGGGUGAGUGGCUGGCGGUGGGCAUGGAGAGCAGCAACGUGGAGAUCCUGCACGUCACCAAGCCCGACAAGUACCAGCUGCACCUCCACGAGAGCUGCGUCCUCUCCCUCAAGUUCGCCGCCUGCGGGAAGUGGUUUGUGAGCACGGGGAAGGACAACCUGCUCAACGCCUGGCGCACGCCCUACGGAGCCAGCAUCUUCCAGUCCAAGGAGACCUCCUCCGUCCUCAGCUGCGACGUCUCCACCGACGAUCAGUUCAUCGUCACCGGCUCCGGGGAUAAGAAAGCGACCGUCUACGAAGUCAUUUACUGAGGGUCACGGAGGUGACGGCUGCCAUUGGGGUCGGUUCCCUGAGAGCAGACGGACUCACGGCCACGGGGACGGACAGACGGGCUGCUUGGCAGAGGGGCAGCACAGCGCAGGCCUGGAGCGGUUGGCGAUGGGGACCCUGCAGUGCUGGGAGGCAGCAGCUGCUGGCAGGGCCCUUCCCAGGGAUUUCCUCCUCGUUUGGUUCCUUAUUGGUUGGUUUGUUUCGAAACGGGGGUUGGGGGAGCGAAGGGCUCUUUUCUUUUGUAAUGUCAUUUUUUUGGUGGGGUUUCUGUUUGUUUGUUUGUUUGGGUUGAAGCACUGGGCUGGGCAGGAGGAGAGCUCUCCUCAUCUCCCCCUGCGCCUCCCAGGGCGUAUUUAAUAAUAAAAGCAGAAGAGCAGC
Molecule: messenger RNA, 5566 nt
Organism: Gallus gallus (chicken)
Lineage: Eukaryota; Metazoa; Chordata; Aves; Galliformes; Phasianidae
Product: transducin-like enhancer protein 1-like
Exons: 22
Coding region: 2899-5169 (756 amino acids)
Biological process (GO): regulation of DNA-templated transcription; negative regulation of canonical Wnt signaling pathway
Cellular component (GO): transcription regulator complex; nucleus
Molecular function (GO): protein binding; transcription corepressor activity
Source: RefSeq, a predicted model, not a curated record